CCGUACGCAGCAACUUACUGCUAUCUAGUGUACAGUCACCGUAAAAAGUCACGUGGGCUGCAACAGAAAAAGUACAGCACAAAAAGCUGUAGUACAUUGGGCCUUAAUUUGGAAGCUGUAUGAGACGUUGAUGGAGAGGCAUGGCCCGCAUAUCUCUACCCUCUUUGGACUCCUCCCUUCCAGGGAUACCCCAGAGUGUGCUGGCUGUUUCCAUGGAAGCUAAGUACCAAUGCCAGCAGUGUCACCAGGUCCUGAGGAAGCCAGUCCAGGCUCAGUGUGGACAUCGUUUCUGUGUCCAUUGUUUCAAACUGCUCACCAGCUCCGGCCCAAAGCCCUGUGAAGCCUGUCGACAGGAGGAGAUAUAUGAGGAGCCUCAGUCCAUUCUCAAUAGUAAUGAGGCUUUUCCAGACAAUGCAGCUGGUAGAGAAAUUGCCAGCCUACCUGCCAAAUGUAUCAGUGAGGGAUGCUCUUGGACUGGUUGCAUAAAAGAAUAUGAGGCACAACACGAGGGCAAGUGUGAGUAUGAACGAGUACCAUGUGAAACCUGCCAGGUCCUUAUCCUGCGCAGUGAAAAAGAGAGGCAUAAUGAGAGAGAAUGUGAAGCAAGGACAUUGAACUGCAAGUACUGCAAAGUCUCCUUCAACUUCAAGGAAAUCAAGGCUCAUGAUGAAAUCUGCCAGAAGUUUCCCAUGCAGUGCAAGGACUGUGGAAAGAAAAAGAUCCCACGGGAAAAGUUUCUAGAUCACAGCAGAUCCUGUGCCAAGUCUAAGACUGCAUGUCCGUUCAGUGAGGUCGGCUGCAAGGUUGUGAUUGAUAAUGGGAAGCACAGUGACCACGAGCAGACUAGUGUCAUGGAGCACAUGCGUCUGAUCCUGGCGACGAUGCCUCUGGUGCGGCUUCAACGUCCAGAGGCCCCAGGGCUGGGGGAGUGGCAGGAGGACUCUGGGCUGGGCCUGUACCGCGCUCCCGAGGAUGGAGCCACAGCUACUGCAGCCACAGAUGGGGGAGGAGCCGCUGCCUCCGGACAGACCUUUGGUCUUGACCACAAGGUGAGAGCACUGGAGAAUAUAGUGUGUGUACUGAACAGGGAAGUGGAGAGGAGUUCUCUCACUUUAGAGGCCUUCUCACGGCAACAUCGUCUAGACCAAGACAAGAUUGAGAACCUCGGCAACAAGGUACGUCAACUAGAGCGUACUCUCACCAUGCGGGACCUACAACUGGCUGAGACAGACCAGACUCUGAGAGAACUCCAGUUUUGCACCUUUGAUGGUGUCUUUGUCUGGAAGAUCGCCGACUUCUCACGCCGCCGCCAGGACGCUGUGGCCGGGCGAACACCCGCUAUGUUCUCACCAGCAUUCUACUCAAGUAAAUAUGGCUAUAAGAUGUGUCUGAGACUGUAUCUGAAUGGGGACGGAACGGGUCGAGGGACUCACCUUUCUCUUUUCUUCGUGGUGAUGAGGGGCAAGUGUGACGCUCUUCUCAAAUGGCCCUUCAGUCAGAAGGUGACACUGAUGCUGCUGGAUCAGAAUAACAGGGAGCAUAUCAUUGAUGCCUUCCGGCCUGAUGUAAGCUCCACCUCUUUCCAGCGACCAAUCAGUGAGAUGAACAUAGCCAGUGGCUGCCCACUCUUCUGCCCAUUGGCUAAACUGGCAGGCAAGAGCUCCUAUCUUAGGGAUGACACCAUUUUCAUCAAGGCCAUUGUAGACCUCACAGGCCUGUAGUGACUGUGGAAGUCAAAGGCCUGUAGAAACUAGAAGUGGUAGUCAAAGGUCUGAAGAAACUGGAAGUGGUAGUUAAAGGCCCAAAAAUGCACAGCAGAAGAACACACAAAAUUAUGACUUAUGACCAUAAAAUACAUUAAAUUAUAUAAUACUAUUAAAUAAUAUAAUAUAAUUAUAAGCAUAAUCUAGGCAGUGUCUAUUUAGCCAGCUAACAGCAUUUGAAUGAAAACUUGCAUUCUCUCAGGUGGGUCAAAAAUUCUCUCAGGGAGAGCGCUAUCUCAAGCGUUCGUCAGAUCUGCAGGAUUAUAUAGAUAUUGUAAAUUGUGGAACCAUCAAGUGUGCAGGAGGCACCACCAGUUGCAUGAUAAGGCAUUUACAGGUGAUUUCCAACAUAUUGGUAAUCAGAUUGCAAUGGAGGGUCUAGCCCCCCCAUAUGGGCCAUCUACGAGUGACGUAUUGUUCACCAUAGUUCACACUGUAAUGUUUAAAGUAAUAGUUACAGAGACUUAUAGUGGAUGUCAGAAAUAGAUCUCGCAUAUGGGACAAUGGAGCGCCCUUCACUGGUAACGAAAAGAGAGAUCAGUAGAUUGGACACCAUUGCCUUGAAUUAAUAAGUCUCAACAUCCUUUACAUAAACAUGCAAAUUGUGGUGGACUGAACCAAUGCUUGAAUAGAGGACCACAGUAUGAGUCAUAAU
Salvelinus namaycush (lake trout) is the source of this 2418-nucleotide messenger RNA. RefSeq names its product TNF receptor-associated factor 2-like. Gene Ontology annotation, cellular component: plasma membrane signaling receptor complex; cytoplasmic side of plasma membrane. The transcript is spliced from 11 exons. Lineage: Eukaryota; Metazoa; Chordata; Actinopteri; Salmoniformes; Salmonidae. The record is from RefSeq and is a predicted model, not a curated record. Gene Ontology annotation, biological process: protein autoubiquitination; regulation of apoptotic process; positive regulation of JNK cascade. The coding region runs from base 141 to 1721 and encodes 526 amino acids. Gene Ontology annotation, molecular function: zinc ion binding; ubiquitin-protein transferase activity; ubiquitin protein ligase binding.